Molecule: messenger RNA, 252 nt
Organism: Spodoptera exigua (beet armyworm)
Lineage: Eukaryota; Metazoa; Arthropoda; Insecta; Lepidoptera; Noctuidae
Source: the annotation of a GenBank genome assembly
AUGACACAAACAUAUAAAUACGCUGCAGUUGCGUCACCCUGCGAGUAUAAGAGAGAGAGAGAGAGAGAGAGAGAGAGAGAGAGAGAGAGAGAGAGAGAGGAGAGAGAGAGAGAGAGAGAGAGAGAGAGAGAGAGAGAGAGAGAGAGAGAGAGAGAGAGAGAGAGAGAGAGAGAGAGAGAGAGAGAGAGAGAGAGAGAGAGAGAGAGAGAGAGAGAGAGAGAGAGAGAGAGAGAGAGAGAGAUCAUUGCGUGA